AAAUCUUGCUAGCUGCAUCCUGACACCGGGAGCGACCACGACUCUGUUAACUAACCAGGACGGUCACCGUUUCAGAAUAUUUCACCUCAUGUUGCCUGUAACUAUUCAUUUUAACCCUCUGAAGUUAUCCGGGCCUGUCUCCCGACUGUAAAAGUUGUUGUUGUCAGAGUAAAGUGAACUUGCUGGGGUUGGGCGCCUGGAGCAGACCUCGUGCAGACUCCUCCCAUGAGUUGUCCUGGGAAACACUAACAACUGUUGAAGCCAGUCCUGCUCAACCCGAGAAGCACCGCCGACAUCCACCUCCACCUCACUGUACAAAACCUCUCACAGAAGGACACCCCGGACCAGCUGCAGACACUGCAACUUCACCCAUUAGCAGGAUUAUUAUGCGUCCAGAAGCUGCUGCUUCCUCUCUCUGAGCUUCAACUGCAAGAGUGUCCAGGGACAUGAAACUCAAUCCUCAGCAAGCUCCAUUGUAUGGCCAUUGUGUUAUCACAGUGCAGCUCGCUGAUGAAGAGCUGGCUGCGGAUGAGGAAGGCGUCGACUACUUCCUUCUGUUUGCUGGCAGCACACAGAGGCACCUGACCAGCACCCUAAGGAGCAGUCAUGACACCUUGGAGGCGCUGUGUCCCCCUCACGACUGCUGCGAGGUGGUGUUGGUCACCUUGUGCUCAGUCACACGAGGUAUCCCUGAGGCCUCAGAGGACCCAAAGUCCUGCCUGGGUCGUGUGGCACCAUUGGCCGAGCAUCGAUUCAGCUUUGUUCAGGAUUUGGCUUUUGACAUGGCCCAGUUUCUGGUGAGCACAGCGGGCCGGGUCGAUGGCCUCGACGGGGCACUGCUGCUGGAUGAGUGUCAGAUUCCCCUGCAGGAGUGUGAACGUCUGGACGAGAGCCUAGCGCUGGCCCUUCACCACCUUGUUCUGCCUUCAGGAUGGAGCUUACUGGGAAACAAACUAACCAACAGCACUGACCUGAAUCCUCAGGAGACUCUGCUGCAUUUUUCAGCACGUCGAGGUCUCUUUCGUGUUACGCAGUUCUUGUUGCAGCAGCCUGGAGCCAGAGAAGCCCUGCGAUUGUCCAACAGACAAGGCUACACUCCGUCUGCUGUCGCGGCAUUACGAGGACACAAAUGCCUCCAUGAGCUCCUUACAAAGGCUGAGGCGGACGCUGAGACGGACAAAGGGACUGAGACUGUUCAGCUGGUCUCUACGGACGCUCGGGUGUUUUGCCACCUUCCCAGACUGAACACGCACACUCUGACGCUGAACAUCCACCCUGGGCACGACACUCCGACCCUUCAGAACAGUGUGGAGCAGCUGUUGCACUUGAUACGCCAUCUCCAUGCCAAGGGACUUUCUGUACUGGAGCUGCAGUUUGAUUCUCUGCACACUGCUGCUGAAUGUUUUGAUGGUGUAGAAACGGAGCUAACCUGUCUGGAGCGACUCCAGCAGCCUGCUACAGCAUCACAGUACUUGGACACAACAACUGAAGGGAGCAGGGCAGAAAACUGCCCACUGGAAAACAGCAGCACUGUUGAAUGUGGGCCUGGUGAGAAUGGGAAUGCAGAGAAAGACAGAGGUUUGCCUGUGAGUACUCCAACAUCUGAAAUACGCCCCCAGGAGCAUGGCCUCGGACCCCCUGAGGACUGGGUGUGUCUUAGUUCAAACACUGAGGGAGAUCACUGCCAAGCAGAGGAGGAGGGAGAACGGACUGUUGUUUCCACCCAGAGUUUGAGUUUGUGUGGCAGGAGUGACGGAGCACCAAGUGAGGCCGAAGGGGAAAGCGUCACUGUGGGAAUCCUGCCACCAGCAGGUUGUGGUAAACAGGCAGAGGAAACUGAUAGAGGAGAGGCUGUGAUCCGGGAAGGACAGGAGGCCAAGAAGGGAGAGGACAGAUCUGAGCAGGAAACAGAGGACAGUACUGCCAGGAGCAGGGAGGAGGAAACCAACUCAGAGUCAACAGACCUCAAAACGACCAGUGAAGAUACGAAAGCUUCAGUCAUGGGUCAGUCGCCAUCGUCAGAUUGCUCCCAGGUUUCAGACACGUCUGAUUCUGAAAUGAAGGAAUGCUGCCAGGAAGAAGGGAAUGUCGAGAAGGAAGUAAUAAAAUUUCACCAAGAGCUCGGUGACGGACUCUUUCUAGAUGAAGACAAAAUACAGACUGAAGGGUUAACAGACCCUCUGUCAACUCCAAAGGACCUCCCCUACUCAUCGCUGAUAGAGUGUGGUGAUGUAAUCAAGGAACCUAAAUCUGCUGUUCCGUGUCUCCUGAUAGAAGGCCUCCAUGAGGGGGAACCUCCACCAGACAUAAACAGCCUAGAACAAAACCAGGAAACAGCUGGUAGGGAUUACGCUACAGAGCAGCAGUGGGGCUUGGCUACAGAAACUGGUUGUCAUUCUGGGAAUUGUACUGGAACGGUGAGUAGUAAAGAGCUGGAUGGUGAAGAUGUAGCUGAGCCUUCUGGAUACAGUAUUGAGAAUUUGCCUGUGGAUGAACCUGAAAAUGUACCUGAUUUUCAGACAGCUGGCAUCUCUGUAGAAGAAACACAGAGGGAAUCAUUUAACUGCGAACUGUCAUCCGAAAGGAUGCCGACUGAAAGACGCACAGAUAAUGAUUCAGGCAUGGCCCAUGGUCUCUCCAGUGAUGAUGAUGGUAGUUUCAGAUCAGUUGGAAGCUCUACAUCAGAAAUAUUUCAUCCCACUCAGGAUGGUGGCACAACGGAUGAUCAGGACUUGCUUCAAACCAAGGUAGCAGAACUGUCAUUGGGACUCAAGAUUGAAGAGACAAAUGAUCUAAAACCCAACGACGGCAAUGAACAUUCUGUAACUAUGGACGCAGGGCUCCCCUUGGAGCCUGGCACUGUUAGUGCACCAACAGUGAUGGAAUGCAACCAGGAUGGCACUGAUCCCGAAUCACAGCUGUCACCCAGCGUUCAGACAAUGGAGCCUUUGAAUCACGAGGGGGCAGAGAAACUGUCCUCAGAACUUUCCAAAGAGGAUGUGUCGUUAAAUUCAGUGUUGUUGGAGAGUGAGGACGCAACGGCAGUGGAGGUUGACGAAAGUAAAGCUGGAGAGAUCAACGGCUGUGACCUGAAUGUAGGAACUGAGCCUUCUGCGUCAGAAUUGGACAGUGGGGUCCUAUUUGAAUCUGGCGUAUUUGCCACAGAAGAGAGUAAAGCCAUUAGCCCAGUUGAAGAUGUUCAGCUGAAAGAGACCAGUGAUACAUCUGUGGUGGUAGAAGCAGAGGACAGUGAUAUUUGCGUGCAGUUUUUGGUACAGGAUAAUUCAGAAAUGACAGCAGAAGAGAUGUCACCUGAGAAUGAGAUCACUGUAGAUGGAAGUCUUUUGGAGGUAGAACCACCUUGUUCGAACAGUGAAGAAUCCACAGAACCUCAAAUUGAAAAUCAGAUGACUGAAAAUCCAGAGACUCAUGAUGCAGUGGAUGGAGGCUUGGAGAGCUGCAACAGUGCAGUCCAAGAGGUGGAUGUCAUCCAGUCUGAAGACACUGUAAAUGAAGAAAGAGAGGAAGAAAAUGGCCCAGCAGAGGGAACAGACAUCACCACGAUCCACCGAGACAGAGAGGCGUCUUUCCAUCAGCCCUGCAAUACUCAACACUCAGGAUCUCCACAGUCUUCAGCAUCUCCCAUUUUGCCCAGUAGAACCAGCAGCUGUCCCUCCUCAGCUCACAGAGACUCUGGCAGUGACAUAGAAAGCUUCCUGAACGCAGAGCCGGGCUAUGACAGCAUCUUCAGAAAGAAUGAUGAACCACUGACAGGAGGCGACAGCGCCAGCGAGGUUUCUGUAUCCUGCUCUUCCACAGACGACACUGCCAGCGUGGGCCCGUCCAGUUCUAGUCCUGAAGACAGCCAGGGCCUCGGCUGCAGCUGGAGCCCAGAGGAGGGCAUCCAGACUGGAGCUACUGUCACUGCAGGACUGGAUGGUGGAGGUGGAGGAGGAGGAGAAGCUGAAGAAGAGGCCAAAGACAGAGUGACGGAGGUGCCUCGGCGUUCCUCGCUCUUCCGAAACAGCAUCCGCUCCCUGUCGCCUCUUCGCCGCCACAGCUGGGGUCCUGGAAAGAACAACGGAGGAGACGCAGAGAUGAACCAGAGGAGUUCCAUUCGUAGCCCUGGUGAGGGGAAGCCGGCCUUUCACAGGAGAAGCUACAGCCUAGAGGGGCUCAGUGGGGGCCAAGAAGAGCUGAGAGCCCCCACAACCCAGGGGCCUCGUAUCGUGGAGCCUUUAAGGAUGCCCCGGCAUGACAGUGAUGACAGGGGCUCCCUGGUUUCCCUGACAGAAGAACAGGAGGAAAGAGGGGAGCAGGGCAGACUAUAUGACCCGAAAUCAAGGCCAUAUCGGCCUCUUCGAAACAGCUGUCCUCCCAUGAGCCUGCCCCUCACCAAGUCUGUAUCCAUGCUAGCUAUCAGCCAGAGAGACAUCGAUGGUAUGAGGUCGUUUUCUAGCACCUCUGGGUCACUAGCAUACAGUAUUUCAGAGGAGGAGCCUGGGCCUCUGCGGAGCGACACUGAAGGAAAAAGCGUGACAAAAGUCAGCCGGACCUUCAGCUACCUCAAGAACAAGAUGUACAAAAAGACCAGGGAAAAGGAGCGAGAGAAAAAGGAGAAAGACAAGGAAGGCAAGGAGAAGGACAAGAAGACUGUGAACGGUCAUCUUUUUGCACCAGUCAGCUCAAAUCAGGCUGCCCAGUGCUCCCAGUGCAAUAAGUCUUUUAACAACAAGGAAGCUUUCUAUUGCACAUACUGCAAUGCUUCCGUCCACAAGGGCUGCAGGGACAGUCUGCCUGUUUGUGCCAAGGUGAAGAUGAAGUUGCCCAAACAGCAGUUUGCAGUUCCAGAUUCAAGCUCUUUUCCUACAGUCACAAUGAGGAACAAAUCUGGUGGGACGAGGGAACGUCCCUGGUCGGCCAUCUUGUCACCUGAAGACCCUUCAUCCCUGAUAAUGUCAUCAUCACGGAGACAUACCAGCAUUAUGACUUUCCAUGGAAACAACCUCUCAAAGAGUCUGUCAAUAAGCAACAUCGCUGGCCCGGUGUUUGAUGAGAUGCCCAUUAAAGGCCUGCGGUAUCUCUCUCAGUCCACCGACUCCCUCAACAGAACCAACCAAGUUACAGAAUCCAUGGAAUCACUCACUGAUGAAGGAACAGAGAUGAUGGACGGGCAGCUGAUGGGAGAGUUUGAGGCAGAUUCGAAAGAGCUGGAGGCCGACUCGUGGAGUUUAGGUGUGGAGCAGCAGUGCCUGCAGCAGCUGAACAAAGAGCUGGUAAAGAGGCAAGAUGUCAUCUAUGAGCUGAUGCAGACAGAGAUGCAUCACAUCCGGACGUUGCGUAUCAUGUCAGAAGUGUACAGCAAAGGCCUGCAGAAGGAGGUGCAAAUGGAGCCGCAGACAGUGGAGAAGCUGUUCCCUGCUCUGGAUGAACUCCUGGAUCUCCACACGCAGCACCUCCUGCGCCUCCUGGAGAGAAAGAGGGAGAGCCAGCUUGAGGGGGGUGUCUUAGACGGAGGAUUCAUCAUCAGCAGGAUUGGAGACAUCCUGGUCAGCCAGUUCUCAGGAUCCAACGGUGAAAGUAUGAAGAGGGUUUAUGGAAGAUUCUGCAGCCGCCACAACGAAGCUGUCAACUUCUAUAAGGACCUCCUGACCAAAGACAAACGCUUCAAAGCCUUUAUCAAAAAAAAGAUGAGUAGCAGCAUUGUGCGGAGGCUUGGUAUCCCAGAAUGCAUCCUGCUUGUGACCCAGAGGAUAACAAAGUACCCUGUGCUGAUUCAAAGAAUGCUGCAACACACAAAAGAGAACGAGGAAGACUACGAUGACCUGACCGAGGCGGUUCGGCUCAUGAAGGAGGUGAUCGCAGCGGUUGAUAGCAAGGUGAACGAGCAUGAAAAAAGACGGCGUUUGAAGGAAUUCCACAGCCGCAUGGACAGUAAAUCCAUCAUGAUGAUGAAGAGUGGUCAGAUUUUUGCCAGGGAGGACCUGCUGAGGAGGAGGCUGAUCCAUGAUGGAGCGCUGCAGCUGAAGAACAUGCAGGGUAGACUAAAGGAGGUCCAUGCUCUGCUCCUGUCGGAUGUCUUUGUCUUCCUCCAAGAAAAAGACCAGAAAUAUGUGUAUGCCAUGCUGGACCAGCGCUCCACGGUCAUCUCCCUCCAGAAGCUGAUUGUCAGGGAGGUCGCGAACGAAGAGCGCGGCCUCUUCCUCAUCACCGCAGGCAUAGAAAAGCCGGAGAUGAUGGAGGUUCUGGCCAACUCGAAGGACGAACGCAACACCUGGAUGCAGCUAAUACAGGAAGCCAUGCAGUCCAUAGAGAAGGAUGAGGAUGAAGGGAUUCCCAGUGAGACAGAAGAUGACAAGAGACAACUAGAGACUAAAGCCAAAGAGAUGAGAGAUCUGUUGCGGCAGAAGGAUACAGAGAUCAUGUCUCUGCUGGAGGAGAAGGUGCGACUCUUCAGAGGGAUGUGGGAGGGCCUGAACGCAGGCGAGGAGGCCUGCCGGCAGGUCGAGCCUUUCUUUCGGUCCGCCUGCAGCCUGGAACCACCCAGGGGGGCAUCCAUCAUGAAAGAUGCCCUGCAGGAAGUGGAGACGUUACAGGCACUGGUGAACGGCAGUCUGGGAGGGGCGAUGGCCAGCGUCCAGGAGGGAGCAGGCGCAGGGCCGGUGUGUUUGCCCCGUCGGGCUGAAACCUUUGGGGGCUUCGACAGUCACCAGAUGCACAGCAGUAAGAGUGGAGACAGAGACGAGAGCGAGGAUAUGGCAGGAGAUCUGCGCAGAACGGAGUCCGACAGUGUUUUAAAGAAGGGAGGAAACGCCAACCUGCUGCUGCUGCUGAAGAGGAACAGUGAGCAGGUCCUCCACAGUGUCUCCAACCUGCACCUCCUGCUCAGCACUCUGCAGGCGGUGGUAGUCCAACAGGACAGUUUCAUAGAGGACCAGCGGCAGGCCCUGAGCGAGCGCUCCUCCUCCUGUACGUCUUUAUCGCGGCCGUCCUCACGGCCCAGCUCGCUGAUCGAGCAAGAGAAGCAGCGCAGCCUGGAGAAGCACCGGCAGGAGUUGGCAUCCCUGCAGAGGCAACAGGCAGCUCAUGCUGAGGAGAAGAGGAGAAGGGAGAAGGAUUGGGAGAUCAGGGAACAUCAUCUCACUGAAAGAGAGGCUCUGGUGCACGUACAGGAGGAGGAGAUGCUGAAGCAGCACAGAGAGCUGGAGGAGGAGAAGCAGGAGCUGCAGAACAGGAAGGAGGAGUACCAGAAAGACCUGGAGAGGCUGAGAGACGCCCAGAGGAAGCUGGAGAGGGACAGGGAGGCUGUGCAGCGACAGCUCGACAAGAUGGAGGAGGUCCGGGUGUCUGAGAGGACUCCCUCUUCAACGUCUGAUGAGUUCCCCGGCAGCUCCCACUCUCUGGAGCUGGACCCGCUGGAGCUCUCCUCCUCCUUGCCCAGGCAGCAGCCCCAGCGGACCAAGGCCAAAGGGAAAGGCCUCAAUCCCUUCACCUCAUCCUCCACUAACCUCAAGGGCAGCGAAGCCAACAACCAGAUCUCAAAGAGCCUCCUACAGCUGGCCAAGAACAAGAGCAAAGACGGGAAGGAGAAGAAGAAGAAGAAGGGCAAAGGGGGGAGCGCACAGUCAGCAGACCCCCAGCACCUCCCAGAGCCUUCUCUGGACGGAGAGAUCUUCUUCUGCUAAGAGAAGUGGCUGCCCUCCUCAUCCUCCUCCUCUUCAUCAUCAUCCUGAACCCAUCAUGCCAUUCUUACACCCAGAGGAAUGUGUUACUGCCAAACACAUCCCUCUACGUACUGUACAGUAUGUAACACUGCAGUUUACUGCCCGGCCCGGCCCACCUUGAAAAGGCUUUUAGUGGAUUUUCCGUAUCAUAAUGUAGAACAAUUUAACAGUACACACAAGAAGAAGCGGAAAAAUGUGUUUUCUUGUAUUUAAAGUCCACAGCUUUGAGUUGUUGGAAAAUAGAAUGUUUUAGGGAUUCUGUCAUGGUGUGCAUGUAGGCAUUCAUCCAUACACUUGCAGUACAUAAAAAUAGGGGGUGUGGAUUAGCUGUGCACUUUUGGGUAUUCUCUGUCCAAAAAGCCUCUUUCCUUUUCCAGAGAAACGGUCAGAAUUUCUUCAUUUUGAAGAAUCACACAUUUUUGACAGCUCAGUAUCACACUGAAAGCAUUUCACAGUGAAUUGCCUCUCGAGCUCGACUGCGGCUUCACUGCCUCUCUGUCUGCAUGUCUGUUAGGGUCGACUUUUUUCAACGGUCCGUCCUGGCAUCAAGUCCCACACCAGCAGGCUGUUAUGUUCAUUUACAGAAUCAGAGCCCUUUCCAUGUGACUUCAACCGCACAUACAAGCCGUGUCCAAAUGCCACUCAGAAACACACAUGAAAGUCAGCGGGCUCCAUGUGGCACUGCAAACUCCUCACGCUUAGUCAUAUUCAUUGACAGUUAAUUGAAAACUGAAGCCACAGAAGGAAAUAUGUGUCCAAGCAACAUUUCUUCAUCCAAAAAGCCCAGUGCUGGUUCCAGUGUUUCACUCUGAGAUGCUUCCACAAUGAAAGGAAAUUGCAGGCUGACAUUUCUGUACUCUGAUGUGACUGCAUCCAUUCAUUUUUUUCCUCCAGUUUGUCAGCAUAAUGCAACUGGCACAUGAUAACUGAAGUAAUCCUCAACGAUGACUUCAAGCCAUCAAUCACGUUGCUUGACGAGGUUUUAAUUUAUUUGAAUUACGGAUAUCUCCAUUUUGGAGUGAAACUCUUCAGAUGAGCGUUUGUAUUUUUUUUUUAGGCUCAACAGUAAUGAACGGAUUGAGACAUAUCUUCCUGUGUCUAAUGGCUCAAUUCAUAUCCUUUAGUGUGUUUUAGAGCCUUGGAUGGAUAUUAGCUUGAUCCUCGCUUUAUCUGCCUGUCAAUGGGCUUUUAUGCAGCCCUCAUCUUUCAUCUGAAAGCAGACAAGCGGGGCUUUCCUUCGUUUUUUAAUUGCAUGUAACUCUGCAGGUAGCAUGCUAAUGGCUUCUGUCUGUUAAAGAGUUCAACUUUCUAUAUCCCCGUCUUUCAGUUCUGAUAAUGGACUCGGUAGACGCACACGGCUGAUGGUUUUAGGAAAUGGAGGCGGUUAAUUUAGAUACAAAGCAGCUGGUUAGGAAAAAUGGCAAAGGACAUGAACUAAAACAUGUUAUGAGUCUCUUUUUAAUGACUAGACCUGAGUCUCUGAUCAUUUCACAUUAAUCAGCACUCAUCAGUGUUGUGAAGCACUUUGGUCCUAAAAUGUUCAUACAUUAUUUUUGUCAGUGUAAGAUAUCAAUCGAGGAGAUCUUUGUAUUUGGUGGAAUUUUUUUAAUCGAGGGCAACAAUGAUGAUCCAAAGACAGCUAAUGUGUUGGAAGUAGAUAAAAGGUGCUGCGGUUCAACGUUAAUGAAGGGGCUGGUAGCUUUCGUAGAGUGUUUCCAAGGUGAUCUGUUGUAAUGUUUAAGCCUGUGUUUUAUACCCACUAAGGCCACACUGUGGGCCUCACAACUACCUGCUGGACAGGUAGGAAGAAGAAAGAGAAGAAGUUAAAGAAGAAUCCUUAACCCGUGAAGAGCAGCGACACUGAACUGCUUCCUUGCUGCCUCUUUUGUCUCGCGUUGAAGUGCUUGUUUGUUAACUCGCCGUCUGUGUUGAGGAUUUGACUUCAUGUCCAGGCUGGUUUAUUAUAGUGUGUCUUGUAAGAGGCUUACGGGGCCUGCCAAUUAGUUGCUUCAUGUCUUUUGUUUAUGGCUUUGGUGUAAUCCUGUCAAAGAAACAGAGAGGAAUGGGAUUUUUUUCCUCUGUCGCUUUAGGUGUGUUUUGACCACUAGGGAGCACUGCACCUAUAACUAAAUAAAUUCACUCCCUCACACAAGGACAACCACAAAGUAUGGAACUGUUUCUUUCUCUCUUUUUUUUCCCCAUGUUCUCUCCCCGCUGUGAGAAAUUGACAUAUUUUUCUCAGCAGGUCAUUGCCGUACAGAGAUAAUGUGAUGAGCGUGGGCUCUCACACUCGGUGACAUUUUCCCCACGGCAUUUGUAAUUGACUGCAGAAACAAAUAAGUUGUCAGAGAUUGUAAUUGGUUAUUCAGUGGAACCAGUCAGCAGCAGCUUUAAUGUGGGGGGAAUAAAAGGUUGGAGGGAGCGACCAGCAGAACCACAAACCUGUCUCUGUAAGGGACAAUCAGCAGACGCAAGUCGGGAAAAUGAUGAUGAUAAACCUGUCUGUAAGAGACGAGUGUGUCCAUCAGGUGAACCCUGCGUAGCCUUAAAUCUUAAUGAUAAAAUGCACUAGAGUAGAACCCAGCGUCUUCUCAGGAGAGAGAGGAGAGCUUCUAUACCUCUGCUUUGAAACGAAGGAAAUGUUUGUACUAUACAAAUGGUACACAGAUGUUUCAUUCUCAGCAAUGUAAAAAAGGGCAAAUGUGUAAAUAUGAUUUAUGUAUAAAACAAAUCAAAUGUAAAAAAUGAAUUGUUUGAUUUGUGAUUUAUUGCAGCAUUUUGUAAGAAUGUUUUAUUUAUGUUUUAUUCUCACCACCGGGUGAUGAACAAUGUAAAGGCAUAUUUCUCUCAUAAUAAAAAAAGAUCUUAAUAUAUGCAUGA
Molecule: messenger RNA, 10604 nt
Organism: Acanthochromis polyacanthus (spiny chromis)
Lineage: Eukaryota; Metazoa; Chordata; Actinopteri; Pomacentridae
Gene: akap13a
Product: A-kinase anchor protein 13
Exons: 39
Coding region: 447-7685 (2412 amino acids)
Biological process (GO): adrenergic receptor signaling pathway; regulation of Rho protein signal transduction; positive regulation of canonical NF-kappaB signal transduction
Cellular component (GO): actin cytoskeleton; membrane
Molecular function (GO): guanyl-nucleotide exchange factor activity; MAP kinase scaffold activity
Source: RefSeq, a predicted model, not a curated record